AUGUCGCCUCAUCUUGACCUCUUCUUGGACAAACGUAUUCCUUCUGCUCCUUCCGCUUUCGAUUUUCUCCCGCCACGGCCCCUUUUGGCUUCGGAUCGCAGUAUCUUCUUUUUCUGCGGUUCCCCUGCUCCACCUAUCCGCUCUCAAUCACCACCAGGAAUAUGUUGUGCAACCAUUAGCUGCUGGGUCCGGCUCCUGCAGCCUUCUCCUGAUGCAAGGCUUCUAUCACUUAAUCUCGCGCCAGAAAGCCAUAACCUCCAUGACUUUCCCUUGCUGUACCCAACAAUAGCUUCUUCUGCCAUCGAAAGUCUUUUUUCGGUGUUGAUAGCCAUGCCCGAGCCCUGUUAUCUACGUGCACAGUUCGGUGUUUUGCUAGGGAACAAAAUAUCGAGUAUCCUGCUGGCUGGUCUUUCAAUUGGUGGCGCACUAUAUUUCUACCGGUCGACGAGGAAACAGGGUUUCGGAGUGCUCGAAUCUCACGUUCUUGUCGAAAAGGAACGCAAGCUCGAUUCUUGGGCAACUGCGCUGUCUGGUGUCGUAGCGCUCUGCUUGAUGGUACCGGUCGCUGGCCAGCUUUUGACUGCUUUCCUUGCACUAUCUCGGCACGGAAUCCAUCAGGUUACUAUCAGCGCUGUAAUCCUGCCCAUUGCCAUCCGGGCUGCUGUAACUCUUCCUUGCAUUCACUCGAUCACCAAGCUCGAAGCCGUUUUACUUACCGAAACCAAAGCCAGCAUGAAUGUCAUGCUUCAUUUUCCAUCUACAGUCAUCCUCUCCGUAAUUAUGGGGCAUCCAGGUUUCUACGCCAAGCCUAGCAAGGCAGCAGACGGCUCAAUGAACCUGAUGGAAUGGGAAGUAGGUAUUCCAGGGAAAUCGGGGACCGCUUGGGAGGGUGGCCUCUUCAAAUUAACGAUGGUAUUCCCAGAAGUAGACUAUCCCUCUAAACCACCCAAAUGCAAAUUCUCGCCCCCACUCUUUCACCCGAAUGUCUAUCCCUCCGGAACUGUCUGCCUCUCCAUUUUGGAUGAGGAGAAAAGCUGGAAACCCGCGAUUACGAUCAAGCAGGACCUGUUAGACGAUCCCAACGUCAACGACCCCGCCCAGAGUGAUGCCUAUACUAUGUUCAAGAACGAUAAGGUGGCGUACGAGAAGCGAAUCAAGCAACAAGCGCGAGAGAACGUCCCCAAUGCUGGUCCUUUGCCGACCAACUCGUCAGUAACACAGGAGUCGCUCCCUGACCUGUUCGACAAACUCAGCCGAAAGGGCGGGACUGGCUACACUGGCAAGCGGAUCGGCCCCGGCUGGCUCAAAUACGAGUUCACCGAAACCAUUUGGAACCUCGAUGACGAUGCAGACUACACCAUAUUCUGCUGGCGGCAGCAACAACCUGCAGCUUCGACAUCCACUACACCGAUUGACUCCCCGACUCUUCACCUCCAUGACCCCCAUUCGCCACUCCCUACACCGCCCGCUUACCUGAACGCGGCAUACUAUGUCUUCCAUCCCUCCCGCGCUCUCCACCCAGCGACAUCACACAACGGCAGCCCCUCUCCCCUCCCCCGAAGCACCAAAUCGCGCAAGUCGAAAAGCAGCAGACGCGUCGCGUCAGAGGAUGACGGGAUUCCGGUCCACAAGAAGGAGUUUGCUAAGUUCCACAGCGAGAACGGCGUCAGGACCGUCAUAGGGCAGAUUGGGCCCGUCUCAAAUGUACGGAUGCUCCUCAAGUCAGGCUACCGACACGUCUAUAUCUCACGGAAAUUCGCGCUCGCCAAUGGGUUCAUCCCUGCAGACACUGAAGGCGGCAAAUACGGCUAUGUGGGGCUGGUCAACAUCGGCUCGUGGCCUAUCACACUCACGCCAUCGUCCGACAAUCCACAUUCUGACCACCCGAAUGCCCCGCCACCGCCGCCCAAAACCAACGGCACGAAGAAGAAGCCAAAGCCCACGAUGAUGACCGUAUAUCUCUCAGAGGAACAGCAUUUCGAUGUAGUUCUCGGCCGAUCAUUUUUCGAGCGCAGGAAUAUCCAAGUCAGUUCAAUCGACCCGACCGAGGUCAUUUGUCUCGACACGGGUGAAAAACUCGAAUGCGAAUUAGUGAUUCUCAAGGAUGGUCGUGGGGAGAUAGUAACAGUGACUUGA
Molecule: messenger RNA, 2136 nt
Organism: Mycena indigotica
Lineage: Eukaryota; Fungi; Basidiomycota; Agaricomycetes; Agaricales; Mycenaceae
Exons: 25
Coding region: 1-2136 (711 amino acids)
Biological process (GO): protein sumoylation
Cellular component (GO): nucleus
Molecular function (GO): SUMO conjugating enzyme activity
Source: RefSeq, a predicted model, not a curated record